GUAACGGCUCGCUUAGGAGUUGGGGGAGGUUUGGGGGCUUAAAGGUGAGCCGGCGAGUGCGCCUGCCUCGGGGAUCAGCCUCUCUCCUUCCCUGGCUUCUCCCGCGGUCGCGCGCACUGCAAGGACAUGAAUCUGGAGCGCCUGAGGAAGCGGGUGCGGCAGUACAUAGACCAGCAACAAUAUCAAAGUGCUCUAUUUUGGGCAGACAAAGUAGCUUCGCUAUCUCACGAGGAACCACAGGACAUCUACUGGCUAGCUCAGUGUCUUUACCUCACUGCUCAGUACCACAGGGCAGCACAUGCCCUUCGAUCGAGAAAGCUAGAUAAGUUAUAUGAAGCAUGUCGAUACCUCGCUGCUAGGUGCCAUUAUGCUGCCAAAGAGUAUCAGCAGGCUCUUGAUAUUCUCGACAUGGAGGAACCAAUCAACAAAAGACUGUUUGAAAAAUACCUUAAGGAUGAAAGUGGCCAGAAAGACUGUUCCAAUGACUGGGAGGUUUCACAGUCUUCAAUCAAGAGCUCCAUUUGCCUUUUGCGGGGAAAGAUCUACGAUGCUCUUGAUAAUAGAACCCUGGCAACGUUCAGUUACAAAGAGGCCCUGAAACUUGACGUUUACUGCUUUGAAGCAUUUGACCUUUUAACGUCGCACCACAUGCUGACAGCGCAAGAAGAAAAAGAACUUCUUGAAUCUCUACCUCUUGGGAAACAGUGCACAGAAGAAGAACAAAUAUUGCUACAUUUUCUGUUCGAGAACAAACUGAAAAAGUAUAAUAAACCAAGUGAAACACUGAUUCCUGAAUCCGUACAUGGUCUUCAAGAUAAUCUGGAUGUAGUAGUGUCUUUAGCAGAAAGACAUUACUAUAACUGUGAUUUCAAAAUGUGCUACAAGCUUACUUCUGUAGUAAUGGAAAAAGAUCCCUUCCAUGCCAGUUGUUUGCCUGUGCAUAUUGGGACGCUUGUGGAGCUGAAUAAAGCAAAUGAACUCUUCUAUCUUUCUCAUAAACUGGUGGAUUUGUACCCAAAUAAUCCUGUUUCUUGGUUUGCAGUAGGAUGCUAUUAUCUCAUGGUUGGCCAUAAAAAUGAACAUGCCAGAAGGUACCUUAGCAAAGCCACUACACUUGAGAGAACAUAUGGACCAGCAUGGAUAGCAUAUGGGCACUCAUUUGCUGUUGAAAGUGAACACGACCAAGCAAUGGCUGCUUACUUCACAGCUGCCCAGCUGAUGAAAGGCUGCCACUUGCCAAUGCUCUAUAUUGGGCUAGAAUAUGGUUUGACCAACAAUUCAAAAUUAGCGGAACGAUUUUUUAGCCAAGCUUUAUGUAUUGCACCCGAAGAUCCUUUUGUUAUGCAUGAAGUUGGAGUUGUAGCAUUUCAGAAUGGAGACUGGAAGACUGCAGAAAAGUGGUUUCUUGAUGCAUUAGAGAAGAUCAAAGCCAUUGGAAAUGAGGUGACCGUUGACAAGUGGGAACCUUUAUUGAACAACUUAGGACAUGUGUGCAGAAAACUCAAGAAAUAUGAAGAAGCUCUUGAAUAUCAUCGCCAAGCUCUAGUGCUGAUUCCUCAGAAUGCUUCUACCUAUUCUGCUAUUGGAUAUAUACAUAGUUUGAUGGGAAACUUUGAAAGUGCCAUUGAUUAUUUUCAUACGGCCCUUGGUCUUCGAAGGGAUGAUACCUUUUCAGUUACAAUGCUGGGACAUUGCAUAGAAAUGUAUAUUGGUGAUUCUGAAGCCUACAUCGGAACUGCAAUUAAGGAUAAAUUAAGAUGUUAUGACUUUGAUGUGCACACUCUGAAGACAUUAAAGAACAUCAUUUCACCUGCAUGGGACGUAUUGGAAUUUGAUAUAGAAAGGCAAACUCUGGAAGAAAGUAGCAUUAUGGCACUUGAAGCACCACAUCAGAGGAAAACACCUCCUCCAUCAGAUGAAACUUUUGAAAUUGAAAUGAAUGAAAGCGAUAUGAUGUUAGAAACAUCAAUGUCAGAUCACAGUACGUGACUCUAAAACACUGAAGCAGAUUUAUCAUGUGAAAUACUGAGCAUUUUCGUCAUCUCAUGCUUUUAGGGAUCUGCUAUUUUUACAGAAUUACAAACUACUUCUCUGAUGUUAAGAGAACUGCUCAAGACUGUGACAAUAGUUACUCCUAAGAAAUGUACCAAUUUUAUUCUGCAAAAAAUUACACAUUUUAAAACUAUUCAGUUCAUCCUGUGACUGCUAUUAUUAAGACUGUGAAUGUUAAAAAAUAUACUUGGUUUACAGUUCCUGUGCCCAAAAGCUGGGGAAUUAUUGCUUUGGCUGUCCUACUUUCUAGAUUUCAGUGCUAAAUAUUUGUCAUAAGAUUUUGAUACUACAUAUUUUAUUCUUUAAAAUAGAAUUACUGUUUUCAUUACUUUGUCCAGCCAUUUCUGAAAACAAUUUUUAUGAGUUGGUUCAAUUUUGUUCAUUAAAUUGUUAAGUCUU
Messenger RNA from Eublepharis macularius, 2451 nucleotides. RefSeq names its product cell division cycle 16 (gene CDC16). Gene Ontology annotation, biological process: cell division. The coding region runs from base 127 to 1989 and encodes 620 amino acids. The transcript has 18 exons. The record is from RefSeq and is a predicted model, not a curated record. Gene Ontology annotation, molecular function: protein binding. Lineage: Eukaryota; Metazoa; Chordata; Lepidosauria; Squamata; Eublepharidae.